UCCAUCGAUUGAUUCCUUCACUGUAAAACUAUGGCAUCGACUGUUGCUCAUGGACUUGUUCUAAUUGUAGCUGCAGCUUCAAUGCUGACAGUUGCCAUGGCUAAUAGGGGCUGGUCCUAUGGCUUCAACUACACUUUCUUUCCUCCCAUUCCCAAGCAUGGCUCGCAUAACAAUAAUCUAAAUCCUCCUAAUAAUAUCACAGUGGGUGGCUCCGAUAACUGGCACUUCGGCUUCAACUACAGCGUCUGGGCUUUCCAAAAUUCUCCCUUCUACGUUAAUGACACUCUAGUUUUCAAGUAUGAUCCUCCUAGCGCAAAAGUUUUUCCACACAGCGUUUACUUGCUGCCAAAUCUUUGGAGCUACCUGACAUGCGACCUGUCGAAGGCCAAGAUGAUUGCAAACUCCACACAAGGCGGCGGCGAUGGGUUCAUUUUUAUUCUGAAGAAGUGGCAGCCUCACUACUUUGCCUGCGGCGAACGUGGUGGCCUCCAUUGCAGAGAUGGCAACAUGAAGUUCAUGGUUAUGCCGCUGCUCCGCCGUUGGAAUUACUAGUGAUCGAUCUUUAGAAUAUUAACAACACGUAGAGGAAUAAAAGGCAUAAUUAAUUACCAUAGAUAAU
Molecule: messenger RNA, 619 nt
Organism: Pistacia vera
Lineage: Eukaryota; Viridiplantae; Streptophyta; Magnoliopsida; Sapindales; Anacardiaceae
Exons: 2
Coding region: 31-552 (173 amino acids)
Molecular function (GO): electron transfer activity
Source: RefSeq, a predicted model, not a curated record